AUGGAAAAUGCCAUAGCCCGCGAUACACUCGAUGUAGAAAUGAGGGUGCUGCGUUAUGCUAUUCAAUCAAAUGCCCCCGGUUUUUUAGGAUACAACAGCAACUUGCAAAACGACAAAGCAUUUUUAAUAGCUAACUAUAACAGGGUUGAUGAUGCUGCGUUAAAAUUAAUGAUAACAAAUGCUUUGGCGGCUGCCAAAAAAAGCAAAUGA
Messenger RNA from Didymodactylos carnosus, 210 nucleotides. The record is from the annotation of a GenBank genome assembly. Lineage: Eukaryota; Metazoa; Rotifera; Eurotatoria; Philodinida; Philodinidae.